This is a messenger RNA of Tremella mesenterica DSM 1558, 966 nucleotides long. RefSeq lists its product as uncharacterized. The coding region runs from base 1 to 966 and encodes 321 amino acids. The transcript has 3 exons. NCBI's taxonomy places the organism in Eukaryota, Fungi, Basidiomycota, Tremellomycetes, Tremellales, Tremellaceae. The record is from RefSeq and is a predicted model, not a curated record.
AUGCACAGGGAGAUCAUCAUCGAUUUGACCAUGUUCGAGCCAUCAUCAGAGACGACUGGUCAACUUCGCUCUUGCUGGGUCGAAUCAGCCCUUCUAGUCAAGCUCAUUUCGACACUCCCUUCGCUCGAGCAUCUGUGCCUCUUUGCCGACGCUUCCGACGAUUCAACAUUAUCGCUCCUCUUCUCCUCGUUGAUCGCUCACCCGUCUCUUCAUCCUAUACCUCCCCCUGUCGUCCCUCCUUCCCCCAGCGUGCAGUCUAUGCGAUCAUGCGACGCGAACCCUACUCCUCUCAAUCACCGUCUCAGAUCGUUCGGAUGGCGGCAGCGCGGGGAGCCUCCUCAAGGGUUCCGUGACUUCUCCCACACCUCCGCCUACGUCUCGACCCUACAUCUACUCCGACAUUGUCAUCAAAUAUCGUUUGUGGUGCUCGACGCCGACCUCACGGAGGCCCAUGCCUCUGAUAUUCUUGUGGCGGUGAAGGAGCUGGCGCUGAGAGAACAUCCACCUGGCGAGGAAGGUCCGAAGGAUAUCAAAGAACUCUUCAUCGACCGACCUUUGGUCAAAAGCAGAAAACCACAUUCGACCACUUUCGAACAACUCACCGCCCUGCUUCAGCCUCUCGCUGGCUUGCCGCAUCUGCAGCUAUUGCAAGUUGGUUCAUACGCCUUGGACCCCACCCUACAGACUCGACUCGCCCUCCAUCUCUCACUCCAGCUUUGCAACCUGCUGGUUAUUGGAUUAUUGCAAGGCGAUCAGGGUCAGACCGUUUGGUGGGGCAUUUGGCGACAUGCCAGUAAACGGUCGACUCCGGAGGGCUCGUACUUCCCCGACUGUGACAUUGUCCUCGCAGUCCUAGGAGAUGGUCACUUGAAGCUUUUAGAAGAGGGGUCGCUGGACUGGAAAUUCCAAGGCGGGAAAGCGGAAGACGCUGUUAUGACAACAGAUUUGGAAAUCGGAACUUCUUGA